AUGUCAAAGUCAAAUCUCCUUGAUCUCUGCUCUCGCGAACACAGACAACCCCCACUUACGUGGCAGUGCCAGGUUUCCCAGACCGUCUCCGAAGAGCCAAAAGCUGUUGCCAAGCGCAAGCAGCAUCCGAAGCGGAGGGCGAAGAAGCCAAAGGAGGAAACUCAGGAAAUGGAAGCCGUCCCAGCUGAGGUGCCCAGGAGGCAACGCCACGGCAGCAAGGCAAACCUGCCAGCGAAGCAAUCUGCCAUGCAGACGAAGACAAAUGCCGCCAGCCAGGCUUCGGCAAGUUGCAACCAACCGCAGGAUGGGCUCGGACAUGGAUCUGGCGAAGCUGGAAUGCCACAGAAGAUGACAUCGGCGGGUGCUCCAGAGCGUCAACAGUCGGAGGAAUCCGUUCAAGGAGCUGUCGGCGAGGAGUCUACUUCUGAAGGGAUGGCAGGAUCCGAUGUAGAACCAGCAGUUGUCAAAACUACAUCUCAAAAUGGGCCGGCAGGUCAUGCGAAGGCGGGCAUCGCCACAGGCACAGUUCCGGACGUCGGAGGUGUAUGUGUGGGACUUUUCGAAAGCUUCUAUGCUGAGCGCAUCGAUGUCCAGGACCUUGUUGCCCUGAUGCGACGCUUCUCACACGAGAACGACGGCAAUCUGCGGCGCAUCCAUCAAAAGGUGGUGGCCCUGCUCCUGGAGGAUUUUCAGUCUCUGCCACACUGGCCCGAAAAAGAGCUCCUGCGGACCGGCGAGCUCUUGGGCCAACUCAUCCGUUGGAACUUGAUUCCGGAUCGCGGCCCUUUGCAAAGAGCACUGUGUUGCAUGCUGCAUGCUCUGAGAGAGCCCGCAAAUAGCUUGCUCCACAGGUUCGGGCACCGAAUGCUGGAGCAGUUUAGGUCCAGACUUGGCGACACCGAAGUGGGUUUGACGCUGUCCCGGCACAUUCUCCAACCCAGCCUUCGCCUAGAGGAGCAGGACCGCAAGGAGGUCAGACGUUCAGUGCAGGAAGUGCCAGCAAGCCCGAAAAUCGCGAGUGCUCCGUGGUGUUUGCCGAAUCGCAACCUCGAGCAGCAGUUCCGCAUGCCAGUGGCUCCUGUGCAGGUGUCUCAAACCCUGCUUGGCAGCGUGCCGAGCGCGACACCACUUCGAUUGCAAGGCCCUGCAGGCAUCCAAGCCUCCGGUGUGGCAUGGACGUUCGGCGGCAGUGCUAAGGCACCGCCACGGGUCAAACAAGGCACAGCGGCAUCGACGGAGGAGAAGCGAGACCGUGAAACGAAAGGAAAGCAGAGCAAGCGUAGUUCUGCAAAAAAGAAAGCUGCUGCAAACCAGGAACAGCGUUCUUCCGGUAAAGGCAAAAGUUGGCCAGCCUUCAUUGAAGUAGAGCUGGACACGCUGAAGUUCUGCCUUACGGACGACGACGUGCAGAUUGCAAGUCGUGCACAGCCUGUUCACUUGGAUGCAGCUGCUUCGUCCAACGAUAGGAGCAAGCCAGACACGAGACUGCAAACGGGCAGCUGCAGCGAGCAAGUGCCUGAAAGUGCGUAG
Molecule: messenger RNA, 1530 nt
Organism: Symbiodinium sp. CCMP2592
Lineage: Eukaryota; Dinophyceae; Suessiales; Symbiodiniaceae
Source: the annotation of a GenBank genome assembly